AUGAGCAAAUGCCAGGUUAUUGUUUCAGAUGGCAUCACACUUGGACAUCCCUGUUGUGGGGAGUUUUGCUGCAUGACUCCCCUUGCAAACAACCAGGAUCAUUUCUGCCCCAUACACUAUGCACUACACAAUGUAUGCAGUGUUGUAGGCUGCAAUGAGCUGAUUGUUGAUGGUACAAAGAGCUGCACCCAUCCCAAGCAUCAGACAAUGGAGAGAUUGAAGUUCCAGAAGGGAAAAGCAGCAUUCACGCUGAGGGAUUGA
Molecule: messenger RNA, 261 nt
Organism: Laccaria bicolor S238N-H82
Lineage: Eukaryota; Fungi; Basidiomycota; Agaricomycetes; Agaricales; Hydnangiaceae
Exons: 2
Coding region: 1-261 (86 amino acids)
Source: RefSeq, a predicted model, not a curated record